AUGGCUGCCUAUGAUAUGGAAAAAACAACUUUCUUCACUGCUUAUGGAACAUUGUGUUACAAGGUAAUGUCUUUUGGUCUAAAGAAUGCUGGGGCAACCUACCAAAGAGCUAUGAAAAGACUGAAGAAAGCGUAUGAGAAAAAAAUACGUCCCCGAGAAUUCCAGGAAGGUGAUCUGGUGCUGAAAAAAAUCUUACCCAUUCAAAAGGAUUAUCCUGGGAAAUGGACUCCUAACUAUGAGGGACCAUACGUCGUGAAGAAAGCUUUCUCAGGUGGAGCUUUGAUCCUUACGAAUAUGGAUGGAAAAGAUUUAGCUCUUCCUGUAAACUCAAACGCCGUAAAAAAGUAUUAUGCUUAA
Messenger RNA from Cicer arietinum (chickpea), 357 nucleotides. NCBI's taxonomy places the organism in Eukaryota, Viridiplantae, Streptophyta, Magnoliopsida, Fabales, Fabaceae. The record is from RefSeq and is a predicted model, not a curated record.